GGCUUGAGAGUAGACUUUCAGAGUUGUGUGAGUAGUGAGUGAGCGAGCUAGCUGAUUAAAGAAAUAAGAAUUAAAGAUAAAAACAAGUAAACAACGAAGGUGGCUCGUUUGUGAGCUCAAUGUCAUACCGCAGCGCAGAUGUACCGGCAGCCACCAGGAAGUGCGGGGUGUGGGAGAGUGAAUGCACAGCGCUGAAAAUGGGCCUGUUCAUCAUGAACGCCGUGGUUGGAGCCGUGAGCUCGGGAACGGUCGAGGGAGGAAUCGCGGAGAGCAAGCUGCUGUGUUUUGGUGUGAACAACCAGACGUAUAUCUGUGAGUCGGGACACUGCUGUGGAGAGUCUCAGUGCUGCAGCUACUACUACGAGCUGUGGUGGUUCUGGUUGGUAUGGACGGUCAUCAUCAUCUUGAGCUGCUGCUGUGUGUGCCACCAUCGUCGCAGCAAACAUCGCCUGCAACAACAGCAGCGGCAGCAUGAAAUCAACCUCAUUGCCUACAGAGAGGUUCACAACUACACCUCACUGCCCUUUUACUUCAGGUUUCUGCCAAGCUACCUCUUACCUGCAUAUGAGGAGGUCGAGAACAGACCCCCGUCUCCUCCUCCUCCAUACACUGCCUCUCAACCAGGUCAAAGCACAGAUUCAGUCAGCCCUGAGCAAGCCGAUGAGCUGUGCCCAUCACUACAGGCAGGCUCCACAGCCACUGCAUCAGAGAGCAACUCCACUGUGCAUUGCAUUGAUGAGACCAAUUGUCCUCCUGCUCAUCGGCCAACGGGUGAUGCGCACAAACCCUACCUGAGCUUUGAGGACGAUAGCCAGCAGCAGCAGGUUGCAUCAGCCACUUCGCCCGAGAUAACCAAGAAUGGCAAAGAGCCGUCAAAGUCUGGGGAUCAAGGGCUUGAUGGUUGUCCCGAGAGCAAGGACAAGACAGUGGGGCGCCAUAGACGCUUUACCGGAGACUCAGGAAUCGAGGUGUGCGUUUGUAGCCGCGGACCAGGGGAAGGAGAGGAUGAGGAAGAGGAUGAGAUGAAGGAACUUGAGGGACUUCUGGACAGAGAGGAGUUACAGAAGCAGGACUUCUGUGAUAGUUGUAAUCCCCAUAAUGAUAGCCUUCAAGAGCCAGAUGAUGAGGAGCAGGGCUUUGCUGGCCCAGAGAGGAGCUCUGAGCACAGGGAACCUCCUCUCCAGCGUCUCCCUAUCAGCCUUCAUUUACACACCAUCACUGAACAGGAGGCUCCUCAGCAUGGCAACAGUGCAGAUCCCCAAAGCUAAGCACCACAAUGCAAUAAAGUGACUCUCUGUGGUGUGAUGUCUCCCUUUAAUUUCUCACUGUACUUUUGCUUUGGCUAUGUUGGAAGUGUGAAUGUUGCGCAGUGUUGUUAUUCAUCUAAGAAUCCAGUAAAGAUGUUUUCAAAGACGGGCUAUGCUCAAGGACACUGCACAAAAGAAACUCCAUUUGCUAGGCUUACAAACUUUGCUUACCAUUCUGAACAAGGUGUAAGUAGUUUUAUUUUCCAUGUAAUAGACCCAAUAAGCAUCACUGCUCAUGGUCAACAAACAAGGGGUUUCAAAGGCUGAUACAGAUACGUAUUUAACUAAUGUGUAAUUUAGAAGCUGCUGUUGAAAGCUGACAUUGUUUGUACAGGGAAAUUCAGUCUAAAUGUUAAACUGGAAUUAAUUUAUUUAAACCCCUAAUACAUGCA
Messenger RNA from Neoarius graeffei (lesser salmon catfish), 1699 nucleotides. It is a transcript of the gene wbp1la, whose product is annotated as WW domain binding protein 1-like a. The transcript is spliced from 4 exons. The record is from RefSeq and is a predicted model, not a curated record. NCBI's taxonomy places the organism in Eukaryota, Metazoa, Chordata, Actinopteri, Siluriformes, Ariidae. Bases 120 to 1268 code for a protein of 382 amino acids.